AAGAUCUUCAUUUUGUGCACCAGUAGGUGAUGGUGGUUGCAAGGGGACAUGUUCGGUAUUUUCUUCUGCAGGAAAUUAAUUAAUAAGUAAAAAAGUGGGUGGGCAUAGUUUCAUCACUUCCUGUUGAUCCCAAGACAAGCUGAAUAUAUUAAAAGUGUGAGGAAGUAGAAAACUCUCAAAUGAGUUAAAAUUAGUGUCUGUGAUAGCCCCCAUUGAUUGACGAAGAGGGCGAAUGGGGUGCAUGACGGUGGUGAGCAAGAGGGUAGUGAGUCGCGUGUAGCUGGUGUCUUGGUGGGGAUAGGAGUGGGGCUAAAACGUGUCCGAACGUCGCUAGGGCAGCCGUCAGAUCAACAGGGCAAGACACAUUUGACGGUGGGUCGUACACGCGCGAAUAUGCUUUGACAGACGUCUGACACGCGUCCGCUUCCGUAACUGUCUUAGCUACAAGUGUCAAAGGUGGUGUGUGGCUACGAAGAAGCCAUGGAUCAUUCAUUAUCACAGAAUACGCCCCUGCAUUGGGGCUACUCCGCCAACAACCCCAACGCCUCCUCCUGGCAGCCCGUCGCCAGGCCGGUCAAGAGGCCCCUCUCGGAGAGCGAUGACUGCGACGAUGUCUUCUCCGAGGAGUCCUCCAAGGAACAAUGUACGUCUCCUGGCGACGCCGACAGCUGCCAAAUGUUAUCACGGAAAAAACGAAGAGGAGUGAUAGAAAAAAAACGUCGUGAUCGUAUAAACAUGUCCUUGUCGGAACUGAAACGGCUCGUCCCCAGUGCAUUUGAAAAACAAGGUUCCGCUAAACUGGAAAAAGCGGAAAUUCUUCAAAUGACUGUGGAUCAUCUCAAAAUGAUCCAUGCAAAAGGUUUGGACGCCUUCGCGUACGACCCCCACAAAUACGCAAUGGACUACCACGGAAUGGGCUUCCGGGAGUGCGUGGCAGAGGUGGCCCGAUAUUUGGAACGCAUCGAAGGCCUCGACGUCCAAAAUCCGUUACGGUUGCGUUUGACUUCGCACCUCCAAUGCUGUGCAGCCCAGCGUGAACUCGCCUCGAAACAAACGACGUCCGCGCCGUGGGGCUACAGCUCCACCCAACCGUACCCGCCACUGAACACGCUUCCGCCCUCGCCGGUGCCCAAUCACGUCAACCAUCAGCCCUUGCCCCACCAGAACAUGCACGAGUUGGGGCACUUCGAUGCGCCGCAGACCUCCGCUCCGGCCCCCACGAGCGACAGACUAGCCCCCGCCUCCACUGUCUUAACACCCCUGACCACGACGACGUCCUCAGCGCUGGCCUACAGCCCCCAUCAGUACCCCAACACUUUCACAAUACCCACGUCCAGUCACCAUCAGAAUUACAACCAAAGCAAUAUUCCCACGUCGCAAGGGAUGAAGCCCUACAGGCCGUGGGGCACCGAACUUGCCUAUUAACUAAACAAGUGCCAGUCUACAGUGCCUCAAGUGAUAAUGAUUUUUAAUUAGUUGCUCGAUUUGGGCCACCUUCCCCUAAUUAUUUUGCACGGGAGUGAGGUUUUAGUCAUUUUGUACCUAUUCGAGUCUUAUUUAUUUUUAGUCUAGACAUUCCCAAAUAAAAAUAUUUUUAUAGACUUUAGCCCUCGAGGCAUAUUUUUGUAUAUUGUAUAUGAUCUCACGUCAGAUGUGAAGUUUGUUGUGAUUUAAUUUUAGCAAUAAAUCAUUUUCUAUAA
Tribolium madens (black flour beetle) is the source of this 1700-nucleotide messenger RNA. It is a transcript of the gene Hey, whose product is annotated as hairy/enhancer-of-split related with YRPW motif protein. Gene Ontology annotation, cellular component: nucleus. Gene Ontology annotation, biological process: regulation of transcription by RNA polymerase II; anterior/posterior pattern specification; regulation of neurogenesis. The record is from RefSeq and is a predicted model, not a curated record. The transcript has 4 exons. Lineage: Eukaryota; Metazoa; Arthropoda; Insecta; Coleoptera; Tenebrionidae. Gene Ontology annotation, molecular function: RNA polymerase II cis-regulatory region sequence-specific DNA binding; DNA-binding transcription factor activity, RNA polymerase II-specific; protein dimerization activity. Bases 481 to 1425 code for a protein of 314 amino acids.